Didymella exigua CBS 183.55 is the source of this 2067-nucleotide messenger RNA. RefSeq lists its product as uncharacterized. The coding region runs from base 410 to 1621 and encodes 403 amino acids. The transcript has a single exon. The record is from RefSeq and is a predicted model, not a curated record. NCBI's taxonomy places the organism in Eukaryota, Fungi, Ascomycota, Dothideomycetes, Pleosporales, Didymellaceae.
ACGACUCUGGGGCUGGGUCGAGCAGGCGAGACGCCACUUUGGGUCCUACCUCACCUUUGCUUCGCCGCCGCCGCCAAGCCCUUUGAACACCGACAAGCUUCGAGCUCACACCAACAAGCUUCGAGCUCACACCAACAAGCUUCGAGCUCACACCAACAAGCUUCGAGCUCACAAGUCAACACCACCACCAUCAACACCCCCAACACCACGACCACCAACCGGUCUUGUCAUUGUCAUUGUGAUUCUUGCUUUGGAUUUAGCGCGGCGUUCACGGUCACGGCGUGAUGGGGAGUAGUUGGUUACUUUUGUGUCCUUGGCACUGUGCGCUUGCACUUUUAUUGAUCAAACUGCUGUCCGUUUCUCAUCAGCACGGGGUAGACUAGACGAAACGGCUUUCCCGCUUCCAAAAAUGCCAUGUCGUUCUGUCCUUGCCUUGUGCUGUCUUCUUCAAUACGCCUUCCGCCACUGUCGGCUCCUGCCCCAUGGCCAACCUACGUACCUCUUCUUUUUUUUUUUGAAAAUACUCCGCGCCACCACCAUCACAUCGCCUCCCCGGACGCCCACUGCAAUGGCUUCCGCAUCCAUCUCCCCGAUACGACACCCGCGCCUCACCCCGCGCGACCGCUUUCUCACGGCACACAUCCACAUCGCCACGCUCACGUUCAUCGCCGCGCUGCUGCUCACGCUCAUGCUGCUCUGGCACGUCGGCACCGUCGCGCUGGUGCAGGACUAUGAGAUGCCGGGGUGGUGGGCACGUGGUUUUGUGAGGGAGAUGAAGAGGGGGUGGCGCACGGCUGUGUGGGUUGGUGUGUUGGGGAUGGUGCCGCUGGAUUGUGUGGUGGCGGUUGUGGUGUUGGAUGGGUGGUGGUGUGUGAGAGAGGGGAUCGAGACGGAUCCAUCACCUGCCACCACGGUACCGUCCACGCCGUCCACGUACCGUUCCCUCCUGCACCACCGCCUGUCGCCCCGGACUAUCCACAUCCUCCUCGGCGUCCUGGACAUCCUAAUGCUCGCCGUUCUCACCAGCCACAUUGCCUCCUACAUCCUCAGCCUCCCGCAGUACCUCUCCCACUGCCGCGGCUUCGCAGUCGACACCGCACCACCCCUGGAGUUUGGAGCGGCCAAAGUGCCCCUCAGCGUGCGAGACAACUGCGUCAAGCUCAACGUCGACAUCCACGUCGCGGGCGGGUUUUCAACUUUCAUGGCAAUCGCGCUGGGCUUGCUCCACGGCGCUGCGCUGCUGGUGCGCGGAUGGGAGCGCGUGCAAUUGGGCGAGCAAGGCGUCUUGGGCAAGGCAUGCGUGCACCACGGUCCAUCGGUAAUCUCAAUCUCUCAGUGCAGCCGUGAUACAGCGUCGGCACGCCCUGGUUUGGAAGAUCCUGAGACGAAAGCAAACUCGGCUAGAUCUACCUUCUCUCAGCCAAGAGAUGAGGCGUCGAACACACACAGCGCUGCGGCUUCCCUCGCUUCUCCGCGCGAGCACACCUCCGUCGGCGCGGAGGAACGCGGCUCCGGCGUCGGAAGCACGGUGAGACGACGCGAGCGGUGCACUGAGGUGAGCGAGACGGCGAAGGAGGGGAAGUGGGAUGAGGUGUUGUUGGGGUGUCUGAUUGAUGGGUGAGUGAUGGUGGAGUGUCUGAUUGAUGGCCGAGUGGUGAGGGGAGUGUCUGAUUGAUGGCCGAGUGGUGAGGGGAGUGUCUGAUUGAUGGGUGAGUGAUGGUGGAGUGUCUGAUUGAUGGCCGAGUGGUGGCGCGUUGUGGGUUUCGCUAUUAUACCUCUGUGGGACUGGGGAGUAUUGUUGAAUGAACUGUGCUUGGGCUUUUUGCUCCACGAGAUUACGUCGAAUAUCUCCCGUUGUGUGGUGUCCGACUUGAGUCCACCACCUUGGAUAUCUGGAUUCGACAUGGGCCGUCGCCGCCCCCAUGCAACCGCCGGUACUGACAAGCAUGACACUAUACAAUACAGUGUGUAGAUCUGAGGUGUCUGGUGGAUUAACAAGAAGACCAACUCCUAUGAGAGUAUUGUCUCUAAAUACAUAUAGUUAUGUAGGUAAAUAAAAAAAAAUCC